This is a messenger RNA of Papaver somniferum (opium poppy), 3252 nucleotides long. RefSeq lists its product as uncharacterized. The coding region runs from base 118 to 1812 and encodes 564 amino acids. NCBI's taxonomy places the organism in Eukaryota, Viridiplantae, Streptophyta, Magnoliopsida, Ranunculales, Papaveraceae. The transcript is spliced from 2 exons. The record is from RefSeq and is a predicted model, not a curated record.
CUGUUAAAGACAAUGACGGUUCUUCUGAUUGUGUGAAUUUUCCAUUUAAUGAAACUUCAAAAACAUAUGUUAAGAACUUCACCUGGAUAAAUCAGAUCGAAAUUGGUGUUUGGUAAAAUGCUUCAAAUGGAUGUUGUGAAUUUCAAGAGCAAAAUAGUUAUCAAUCACCAGUUGUUUAGUAAGAAAUCGUCAUACCUUGGUCUCAACCUUACUGGUAGCGUAUUUGAUCGUGGGAGAGGAUUUGAUCCCAUGGGAAGGUAUUCUUUAAUUGAUAAUGCUUACAGAUUCUGUUAUGAUUGGCUAUUUAGUUCUAGUUUAUUCGUUCUUAAGGUGGGUUCAGUUUCAAAUUCCUACUGCAGUGGAAAAUUUACUCAGGAGCUUAUUAAUAAGCAUGGUUUUGAAUCAGAUCCGUUGUUUUAUGAUUCAGCCCAAUGGGUGUUGGCUAAAACUGGUAAGAUACUUCUACUGGGCACCGCUAGGAGCUUGAAUAUAGUUGUUUACUUCUAUCUUUAUUUUGAUGAUACUUGCUCAUUAUUUGAUCGAGGCAAAUGUGUGGUUAUCUUCUCGUUUUCUUACUGGAAACUGCAUAUUCAGUUGAUUCCUAGCUUCAGGUAUAAAACAAAUUUUUGGGAUAUACACUCAGUUCAUGUAUGUGGUCAUGCUAAUGAAAUUCGAGGUGCUCUUAAGCUAUUGGAUUGCUGGGUAUAUGAUCGUGGAAAAGUGGUAUAUGUUUUUAAAAGGGGUUCAUAUUUUGUUGAUGCUUAUAAAGUUGGUGUUGAUACAAAUACUUCUGGUGUGACUAUCCUCAAUUGGUUGAUUUCGUUGAAUCUGUUCCAUGAGAAUUUACUUUAUGAGAUGGUUUUCCGUCAUGGGUUUCUAUUAGAUUCAUUGUUUCUGAAUUCUCGUUGUAUAGUGUUGCUUAAAAAUGAUGAUGGUGAUAGGUUUCAGCUUUUUAUAGAUACGUCUGAGAGUAAUUAUCAAAUUUUGUUGUUUUUGUUGGAUAGAGUAGUUGAAACUGGUAAAACACUAGAACUGUUAGGUAGACCACUUGGGAAUAUAGUGUGGAACUGGAAUGGUGGUGAAGCUGAUAUUAUUUUGCAACCUCAAAAUGGUUGGCCUAAUGCUACAGGAGUCAUUCUUGGUGCACUGCGGACGGUUAGUAUAUGUGAACAUGGGCAGGGGAAUGUGCUGCUAAUAUUUUGGAAGGAGUUUGAGUGUCUUCCGAUGCUUCUUUCAGCUCCAAUAAUAGUGCAAAGUGUUACAUCUGAAGUCUAUGAGACUCCUUCAUUUCGUGAAACCGUUCUAACGGCAGUUGCUUAUUCCACUUGGAGCUGUUUGUACUCAUUUUACUCUGCUCAAUAUUUUUGGUCAUGUCACAACCAAGUAGUGGGUGUAUACGAGUUUCAUUCCACUCGUUAUUUACUUCCUUAUUACAGCUGUUUGGGGGAUUUGGUAUCUCAAUCAAAUGAGCAUUACACCUGGCCAGAUAUUUUUGCAACUAUUAUCCGACUACAGCACAUGCUCGAUGAGGUUCAAGUUUCAGAAGUGUUGAUAUUGGAGGUACUGCUUAUGGGAUCUUCUAUCUCAGUUAAUACUGUGUCUACCCACUUACUUCAAGUCUUUAAUUCAGAUUUAUUUCUGCUCAGUGCUACAUUUUCUCCUGCGAUCUAUGAAACUCUUGCUGUCCUAGAGGCAGUUGAACUGGUUUAUUCUACCAAGUUGGAGCUCUUUGCAAUAUUAAGUAGAAUUCAGGUCUUGCUCACAGUAAUGAGGAUUCUGAAUGUGCUGAUAUGGUUCGAGUACUUAAAGUGAAAAUUCAAGUUAUUUUCAACUGGGUUGUGCAGUGUGAUAAAUGUUAGGUGGGUUGUUAAUUUUUUUUAUCUCAGUGGGGUGCUUUGACAUCAACUGGAACUAUAAGAGCAGCUGGUUCUGCAAAGGCGAGGUCCAUAAUCAAUUUGCAUCAACUCUUCGGAGGAGCAAAAUGUUUCUGUCACGUUUAUGGAGUAUGGGGAAUACUAGUGGAACUACAUGGAUUUUCAUUGAGGUACCUGAAACACCUGUCUCUACGAGUUGUAGUCGUUUGUUGUUUGAUAGAGGCAAAAUGCUUAACAGUGUAGUGAUACUUUACAAGCACCGCACUUUUGGGUUGCAGGUUCCUCUGUACAUGCCAGGAGAGUGUCAUGGCUCGUCAGAAAUUUUUAUACGGCUGAUGGAAAUUCAAGUCGUGCUCACUAGGAUUCCAAGGAUGUUGAAGUUGGUGAUCUUUUUGAGAUGGGAAACUGCAACAAGCUAUGAUGCUCAGCUUGAUGGUGAAGAAAGUUUAAAUGGACUCAUGGUGGGUCGACAUGCAAAUAUGCAAAUAUUUAUUGUCAUCUUGUGGUGGGUAUUCAAUUUGAUUUAUUUGGAUUUAUGGAUUGUGGUUCACGUCAGCUGGAUCUAUAUGGGUUUUACCUCAUUUAUGUUGAACACAAUCGGGUACUACGGGACUAAUACAUUCACCGAAUUGGAAGCUUGUCGGCAGUUUACAGCAAUUCAAGUUUUAGAUACGGAGCUCAAGCUACUUGCUUAUGAGGUGUUAAGGAUUGUACAAGUCAAGAGCAUGGUACGACGGGAAAGGAAAUUUCAGAAUUCUACUUCCACUUUAAUUAACAGAGGAGUCACACUUCUUCCGCACGACUACCAUACGAGAACUGUCAUCAACCGAUGGUAUCUGAUUAUCACUACAAUGGUUUUAACUUCUCAUUUCAGUACAAAAAUGACUCAAGGAGAUAGUGGGAAGUAUACCAUAUGGAGGCAUCACUACAAUCUGGACUACAGUGUGUUCUCGAAAUCAGUCGAGCUGAUAAGUUUUUCCACCUCAAGCUCCGUUCUCACUGGCAUUUUUGUAGAGAAACCUCAACAUCAAGUCUGCCCAGCUACGCCUGCGCCUUCCCAGAUUGAAGACAACCCUGUGAUCCAAUUCCUCAUCCUUGAGGACAAGGAUGUUUUGGAGGGGAAGGUAUUGUUAUGUACCUGACUAUUGAUAGCAGGGUGCCCUCAUCCCACUCAGUGUUGGUAGUUAGUAGUAGGCUUAUUAGUAGUAAGUAACUUAUUAAUGAGUGUCUUUAUCAUUUAUAAAGAGUGGUUUAGAUGCAACCAUCUGGUGGCAUUGGAGCCGUGGGAUCUAUUGAGUAGAGUCGAGCUUUAUAAGCUCUAGUGUCUGUAAUGAAAGUAUUAUCCAAAUGAUGAAUUAAUCAAAUAGAAUUUAGUUUA